This is a messenger RNA of Erinaceus europaeus (western European hedgehog), 4410 nucleotides long. RefSeq names its product FHF complex subunit HOOK interacting protein 2B (gene FHIP2B). The transcript is spliced from 18 exons. The record is from RefSeq and is a predicted model, not a curated record. The coding region runs from base 852 to 2984 and encodes 710 amino acids. NCBI's taxonomy places the organism in Eukaryota, Metazoa, Chordata, Mammalia, Eulipotyphla, Erinaceidae.
GUGACAUUAAUUUUCAAAUAAUUUCAAUAUUUUCCUUUAUUUAACCCCGUAGACCCAACCCAUUGCUAUGUGAGCAUGUAACCAAACACAGAACUUUCUUACUGAGCUGUUCCUUCUUUUUGCAGGAAUUCGGAAGCCGGGAGCGUUCUACACUGAGAUCGGUCCAGUUCUCAAUAAGCACACAUGGUCAGCGGCCACCGAGUGGACAGGAGGCCCCAGCUGGGGACUUGCAGCACCCGCAAAACUCACUGCUCCAGGGAUAACCCGCCGGGCCUACUAGCUGCCAUCUGGUUCCCGGCCGCGGUCCCUCUGCGGUCCUGCCUGCAGCUCCGGGGUUCCCUCCUCGCAGGGCGCACCCCCUCCGCCUUGUCAACCUAGUGGCUCCGUGGCGGGCGUGAGCCCCCGGCCCCGCCGGGGCGGGCCAGGCCGGGCCCCGCCUCUCUCGCCGCGCCUUGGGGCCGCCUCCUGAGCCCGGACUCCGCCGCCGCCGCCGCCACCGCUGCCGCCCGAGAGCCGGGCCGCGCCGGGCCGGGCCGGGCCGGGCCGCGCCGCCACCAUGCUGAGCCGGCUCGGGGCGCUGCUGCAGGAGGCCGUGGGGGCGGAUUGGUUUGGAGUGCCAGCUCCAGAGCCCAGCACUGGUGGACACUGAGGGCGUGGAGGGCUGUCUGGAGCCCAGGAUACCUGUGGCUGCCACCUAGAUUGUGUCUCUGUUCUCCCUGCAGCGGGAACCCAGUAUUGACCUGCUGGAGGCCUUCGUGGAGCACUGGAAGGGCAUCACAAACUACUACAUCGAAAGCACAGAUGAGAACACUCCGGCCAAGAAAACAGACAUCCCCUGGCGGCUGAAGCAGAUGCUGGACAUCCUGGUAUAUGAGGAGAGGCAGCAGACAGCAGCCAAUGAGGCAGGGCCCUGCCUGGAGUACCUGCUGCAACACAAGAUCCUUGAGACACUGUGCACAUUGGGCAAGGCUGAGUACCCCCCAGGCAUGCGGCAGCAGGUGUUCCAGUUCUUCAGCAAGGUACUGGCCCAAGUGCAGCACCCACUUCUGCACUACCUCAACGUCCACAGGCCUGUGCAGAAACUUCUCCGACUUGGUGGGACAGUUCCUGGAUCCCUCACAGAAAAAGAAGAGGUGCAAUUCACCACUGUCCUCUGCUCUAAGAUCCAGCAGGACCCGGAUCUGCUUGCUUACAUCCUGGAAGGUAAAAAGAUGGUCGGGAAGAAGAAGGCGUCCAGAGAACCUAGUACCCUACCAAGAGAGGCAGCUGGGACCAAGGACCACAGCCCCAACUGUGAUCCCCGUGGGGCCUGGUCCCCCACCAGCCCUCUGCCCAUAGAGCCAGAAGGAGGAAUGGGGGAGAGCAACCUGAUCACCUUCCUCAUCGGGCUGUGCAAGAGCAAGAAAGGCCGGGUAGCCCUGAAGGCCCAGGAGAACCUGCUGGUCCUGGUGAGUGUGGCUUCCCCGGCAGCCGCCACCUAUCUGGUGCAGAGCAGCCCUUGCUGCCCUGCCAUCGUCAGGCACCUCUGCCAGCUGUACCAGGCCAUGCCUGCCUACCUGGACCCUGCUGACAUCGCCACAUUAGAAGGUAUCAGCUGGAGGUUACCCAAUGCCCCAUCCGAUGAGGCAGCCUUCCCUGGCCGGGAGGCCUUGGCUGCCUUCCUGGGCUGGUUUGAUUACUGUGACCACCUCAUCAUGGAGGCGCACACAGUAGUUGCGGACGCCUUGGCCAAGGCUGUAGCUGAGAGGUUGUUGAUGGAGAUUCUUCAGCCUCAGCUCCUGCAUGUGUCCGAGCAGGGCAUCCUGACCUCCACCAGCCUGCUCACCGCUAUGCUGCGCCGGCUGCGCUCCCCUGCACUGCUGCGCGAGACUGUGGCCUUUCUCCUGGGCACCGAGCCUCCUACCACCACCCCCGAGGACAGGCCCCCCACUCUGUGUGCCCACCUCAUCAGACACUGUGACCACCUGUCCGAUGAGAUCAGCAUUGCCACACUGCGGCUAUUUGAAGAGCUGCUGCAGAAGCCCCAUGAGCAGAUCAUCCACAGCCUGGUCCUGUGCAACCUGGAGGGCCGCCCCUAUGUGGCCCGAGGCUCUGCAGAGCCUGAGAGUUACGAGGAUACCCUAGACCUGGAGGAAGACCCCUACUUCACUGACGGCUUCGACACCAGCUUUCAGCCUGCUGCAAAGCCUCCCCCAGCCCCCGCUACCAACUCGGAUGGCAAAACAGCAGUGACAGAGAUUGUCAACAGUUUCCUUUGCCUGGUUCCUGAGGAGGCCAAGACCUCAGCAUUCCUGGAGGAGACGGGAUAUGACACCUAUGUCCAUGAUGCUUAUGGACUGUUCCAGGAGUGUAGCUCCCGAGUGUCCCCCUGGGGCUGGCCCAUGGGCCUCACGCCCCUGGACUCCCAUGAGCCUGAACGACCUUUCUUUGAGGGUCCCUUCCUACAAAUGCUGUUUGACAGAAUGUCUCGGAUUUUGGAACAGCUUUUUAAGAGCCCCUGCCCCCUACCUUCCUGGGUAGGAAGCCCCAUCUCGCCUCUGCUCCACACGCCCCAACAUGCUCUGGCCCUCAGCCCCAGGGAAUCCAUGACACAUACAUAUCACCCAUAUAGCCUGAACCUGCAAGUGACCUCAGUCCUGUCCCGACUUGCCCUCUUCCCUCACCCCCACAUCCACGAGUACCUCCUGGAUCCCUAUAUCAGCCUGGCCCCCGGCUGCAGGAGCCUGUUCUCUGUGCUGGUCAGGGUGAUUGGGGACUUGAUGCAGAGAAUUCAGAGGGUCCCUCAGUUCCCAGGCAAACUGCUCCUGGUGCGCAAGCAGCUGAUGGGUCAGGUCCCUGGGGAGCAGUUGGACCACCAGACCCUCCUCCAGGGUGUGGUGGUGCUUGAGGAGUUCUGCAAGGAGCUGGCUGCCAUUGCCUUUGUCAAGUUCCCACCACACGGUCUUCACCUGAGCCUCCCUCUGUCCCCAGAAGGGCACGUCUGAGCCAGGAGCAUGAUGGGAGGGGAGGCUCCUCCAGCCUCCUCCUCCUGCCUGGCACUGCCACCACCUCUCUCCUCCCAGAGCAGGGCUUGGCUCUAUCUCAACAUCCCAGGGACUGUGGCUGGGUGCUAGAGAAUGGACUCCAAGGUGGCUAUGGCAAGAAGUGGGAGAGAUGGCCUUCCAGGAGCAGAGUGACCUCGGGGCCCUGGGGGAAGCUGGUUAAGGGCCAGCUGAGUGUUUGAACCCAACCCGUGUGUUCUGUGCCUGACACCUUUCUCCGCUGCCAUCUGUGGCUGGGGCCAACACCUGUAACUACAUUGCCAGGGUUCCAAGGGGAAUGCACCAAGUCUUCCACACUGGUCCGUGUGCCAGAGAGACAAUGGCCCAGAGCUUUGUGUCUGUCACAUGAGGUACAAUAGAUGCUGCUGUGACUUAAUGUUUUUUUCCCUCUUUACUUCUUGGCCUAGUCCAUGGGGAAGGGGCUAUAGCAAGAGAAGCCCCCUCUUCCUGCUCAGCCCUCCCAGAGACUAUUGCAAAAUUUUCAGCUGCCUCCUGGCAAAGGCCCAGAGCCUGCUCCGCGCCCAAGUGGGGGCAGCUGCUAAUGAGAACCUUGAUGCAACGGCUUCCAGGGCGGGAGAGGGCCUGGGGAGCCAGGGUGGGCAGUGCCAGGCUCUGGCUCCAGCUGGUUUUUUACUGGCGCCUUCUGAACUCGUCUCGGCAAGUCCACAACACCUGGGCAGAGGGUCUCGGUGGCUAGGGGAGGCCCAGCCUCACACUCAGCCUCCUGCCCAGCCCCAUGUUUCUGGUGGGAUACGCCUCCAGGGAGCAAAGGGUAUGCCAAGGCCAGGAUGCCCACCUGACCACAGGCCCCCAGGCCCAGCAGGGAAAGGCCAGGCCCCAGGCCCGCCAGUGGUGGUGGUAUUCUCCCUGUGUGCCCUCCAUGGCUUGGGCUGCCACCCUGCCCAGCCUGAAUCUGUCUCGACCUGCAGGAACACACAGGCGGCGCCAGGCAUUACCUCACAGUGGGACUGCAGUGGCUGGCUUUGCUCCUGGGCAAGGAGGAGCAGGCCAGAGCCCCCUUGCGCUUCCUUUUCCUGCCCAUACCGCUUCUAGAUGCUGGCCGCCUUGCAGAUUGCCAAGAGGUGACAUGAAAGAGGAGGAAACUCAGUGACCUCUACCUAUCCCACAUUCCUCUGGGCUGGGGAGGACUUAAAACUGCUGUGCUGGGAGAUGCAGCCUUGCAUGUGUGUGCAUGUGAGUGCACACACACUGGGUGCUGGUAGGGGGCUGGGGAGCUGAGCAAAGCAGGUCGGCUGGGUCUGAACUUCCUUUCAGAAGACAUCUGAGGGUCCAGGGCUCCUAGAUGCCACAUUCUGGCAUCCACACACUGUCCACCUGGACCCCACAGCAAUAAAUGGCUGCAGACACA